Molecule: messenger RNA, 3793 nt
Organism: Branchiostoma belcheri (Belcher's lancelet)
Lineage: Eukaryota; Metazoa; Chordata; Leptocardii; Amphioxiformes; Branchiostomatidae
Product: exonuclease 1-like
Biological process (GO): DNA recombination; mismatch repair
Cellular component (GO): nucleus
Molecular function (GO): 5'-3' DNA exonuclease activity; DNA binding; 5'-flap endonuclease activity
Source: RefSeq, a predicted model, not a curated record
CGGGUCCCGAAAAGCAUGACGGGUAAUUUCCGGUCUGAACCGCAGCGGGCUCAUUCCUGCUGUCAGACACCGCAGUGAACGGACGUGUGGAGAGCUCCCCAUUAUACAGCUGCCGCGCGUCUUUCUAGUGCUUUUUCAUCCUUGUUUUGACCGUCUGGUACGCGUUUGCCGGGCAAGUACGUGUCCCCAGAAUACACCAGGUUAGUAUAGACUUUGCUCACGUUGUGGUGAUUUUUAUUUUGUAUUUUUAACCGCUGUUUUCUCGAAAUACUGUGCGUAAUUAACCAUUGACAACUAACAAACAUGCGGCCGUCGUAACAUGCGGUGUGUUCAUAUCUAAAACUACACGAUGGCAAAGAGAUUCUUACUUUACGUUGUAACAUUUGUGGGUCGAUAAAUAGUCUGACAUGUGACGUUAGUUCCAAUUUUGUUGCUAUUAUUUCUUAAGAUUUAAAAUUCCAAUUGGUUUCGCGGCGCCCGAUGGCAAGGGGGAGGGGGGCGAAAAAUCCGAGCAUGGGUCAUGUGCAAGUUCGGACACGAUUGUGUGGUCAAAAUAACAUCGAUAUGAAGUUUUAAGCCUAGGAAGCCACUAACAGUCAUUUCCGUGAUCCUUGUUAAGUUUAGAUGCUGUAUUUUCUUUUAAAUUUUGAAAAAUUGUGGAGUAGUGUUGAAUGAGUCUUUAUCCAGACGGUACAUAGAAAGUUCACACUGUUUUUUCUUACUUAGUUAGAACCACCGUGCUACUGACGGGUUUGUAAAUAUGUAUAGCGUGGUGCAUUCAGUUUCAAGGGUGUAAUGGUUGCAGAGUGUCGCAGGCUUUAUUAUGUGUUUACAUAUUCAUCACAGUUCUCUUUAAAUAGCGGUAAAUACAAAGAGCCGCUGGUUUCUUACGUGUAUUCGUAUUCAUCACAGUUCAUAGAUUCAAAGAGCCGCUCGUAUGCAUAUUCAUUGCACCACUAUCAUGACAUUUUCAUGCGAGUUUUUUUAAUUUGUUGUGACAUACACUUCAAUGAAUUUCCAUUAUUUUUUUUUUGCUCUGCAGAAUGGGGAUUAAAGGGCUUUUACCUGCCCUUUCGCCCUCAACACGACCCAUCAACAUAAAUGACCUGACCGGGUCUGUAGUUGGAGUUGAUGCCUCAUGCUGGCUGCACAGGGGUUCCUAUUCAUGUGCUAAGGAGCUAGUUCUUGGUCAGCCAACCGACGGCUACGUCAACUUCUUCAUGAGUUCAAUUGAACGUCUCCUACAAAAUGACGUGACACCUCUGGUGGUGUUUGAUGGACCAAGAACGCUGCCAGCCAAGGCUAAAGAGGCUGCAGAGAGAAGAAGAAAGAGGGAGGUGGCCAAACUCCAGGCUCGGACUGCGAUAGAUCAACAGAGAGCCAGGUCUUACUAUCUCCAGGCUGUCUCCAUCACGCCAGAAAUGGUCGACAGAGUUAUUGAGGCAUUGGAAGUGAGAGGCGUCGACUACGUGGUCGCACCCUAUGAGGCUGAUGCGCAACUGGCGUUCUUCAGUAUGAACGGCGCAGUGAGGUUCAUCAUAUCAGAAGAUUCUGAUCUGUUGGCAUUCGGUGCCAAAGAGGUUGUCUACAAAUGGGACCCCGUAAGGCUGACUGGGCAGCUCAUCUCCCAGAACAGCCUGCACCUGUCCUUCCCAGACUUCAGAGACUUCAGCCACGACAAGUUCCAGACUAUCUGCAUCCUGGCAGGGUGUGACUACCUGACGUCAAUUUUUGGCAUAGGGGUGGUCAAGGCGGCAAAGUUCGUGAACGCAAUAGGAGACAGGAAUAUUUUCCAGGUUAGAUUUGACCCAUUACCCGACGUACCAGCAGCUAACCUGACAAGAACAUGGACUACUGAACAGAUGCUGAACACAACAGAUCAGAGUGACUUCACAUUUGUGUGCACGGACGAAAGCGAGGAAGGGUCAUCCUCGUCCUCCACAAAGCCAAAGCGCAACCUGCGAAGUGAUCCCCUCACACAGGCCAAUGUCGUCAACAUCGGGACAACUUUUAAAUGGACAAUUCCAUGUUUCCCGGUAAUGUCACUCACAUUCCGACAGGCCACUGUAUCCAUAGAUGGCCAGUUGAAGCCAGCUGUGUUCGAUGCUGCGGACCAAAGGGUCCUUCUGUAUCCCUCCCCCUUUGAUAUUGUAUUAAGAGAGACAUGUAGUAUAUCAGUAGAUAACAAAGAACUGUUAGUUAUUUGGACAUGGGACUUUGCUUCGCUCGCUACUACUAGCAGUGAAGAUAUUCUGUCCCAGGUGCCCCAUAGUACAUUGAGUUCUGCCAGUAUUCAUACUGUGCAGGAGUAUGACUACAUGUCAGAUUCUGAUAGCGACUCAGACAAGAGACAACAUGACCGGGAGGGAAAGGAUGAUGAUGAGGUGGGAGAACCUAGGGAGAACCGCCGACGGGAAACGAGAUUAUCUGAUGAAGAUCCUGAUGAAGAUUCUGAUGACGACAGUUUUGACACCCAUGAGCUUCCAUUUAAAGUCAUGGGGGUCACUUACCAUAAGCGUUACCAGGAUGUUCUGGAAGAAGCUUAUAAUGCCAUCAAUGAUAAUAACAACACUCCUAAAGCAGACAUCAUUCCUGAACCUGAUAAUUCUUUUGACCCUAAUGCCAUAGCUGUGAGAAUAUAUACGGACAAUGGUCCAGAGAAGGUUGGCUACAUACAGCAGGCUUUAACCCAGCAUGUCCAUCAAGCCAUUAAUACACAGAGACUGGGAGGUGUCAGAAUAGGCAGGAUUGCCUUUCGAACAACUUGGUACCACCCAGGAUGGUACCUGAAACUUCUCAUUACAAAGCUUGGAAAGUGGGAAGGGGCUGUAGUGCAGAAGGCUCUCAGAGUAAAGUAGUAAUUUUGUUGUUGUGUUUUGAAAUAUUUUAUGUAUGUUAUAGAUUCUAAUAGAUUCAAAUUGAAUCAAGUACACAAUGUAAUAUAUUGUGCAGUUUAAUGUACACUGUUAAUGUUUAUCAUUUACCUUUGUCAGGUGUCACAUGUUACUUUGCAAUGUUAAUUUUGACUACAGUUCACCUAUUUUCCUAUUAUUCAUCGAUCCCCCUGUGAAAUAGUGUGGUAUAAUUGUAAAUUGUAUUAUAACUGUUAUGUUUUGAUGUCUGCUUUAGGAGUGUUUUGCUGACUGAACAGAUAUGUUUCAGUUCUUCCUUGAUCCCAUUCUGAAAUUGAUGUAAACUUUUUGUCAUGCUAUGGAUUUUGAUUUAUGACUCAACAGAUUGAUUGAAAUUGACUUUAUUUGGUGUGCAGCUGUUGUUUAUCUCUUGACUUUGUCCAUUGUCAUGUUACUUUGUAAUAUUAUUUUUGAUCAGAUAACCUUAGUUUCAAUUCUUCCUUGAUCCCCUUGUGAAGUAGUAUGUGAAAUUUGUUAUGUUCUGGAUUCUGAUAAGAUAAAAAUUGAAUCAAUUUAACUAUAUGUUGUGUGCAGUUUGAUGUACACUGUGAAUAUUUUUAUCCCUUGCCUUUGUCGGGUGUCACAUGUUACUUUUAAAUGUUAUUUUUUGACUACAGUUCCUCUGUGUUUUAAUUCCUUAUUGAUCCCUUUAUGAAAGUGUGAUAAUUGUCAACUUUUUCUAAAGUUGUGAAUUCAGAAAGAAAUUGAUAUUUAUGAUAUGCAAGAUUCAAGUUGAAUCAAAUUAACUAUUAUGAUGUGCAGUUUACACUGUUGUCUAUUCUAUGUUGCAAAACUAUCUCUGACCUUGAUUCCUCUGAAGUAGAGGUGAAUACUUGCAAAUUGUUUGACUGAGAAACAAGGCUACUGUUUAGAGUAUAAUA